AUGGUCGCCAAACUCGUCCUCCCCGCUCUCUGCCUUUCAGUCUUCUACGCCAUCUUUUACUUUGGCGAGAUCAACGGCCUGCAUCGCCUUGCUUUGCAGUCCAUUGAGUCGAAAACCCUCCCUGGUAGCAACCAGCCUCUUCGCACGACCUACACAGGUGUUGAGAAGCUGGAUGAGCUGCUCACUGCGUUGACGGUCUUCUUCUGGCCUACUACGGAUGGGAACAAUGAAGCUCUUACUUUGCAUUCCCUUGGCUUUUCAGGGACAUUUGGUUCCGCCUGGGUCCUGGUAACUUUGGAAUCCUGGCGACGGGGGAAUAUCUGGACAUUACCCGCCUUUCCCGCGAUCUUUGGCUUGACAGCUCAAGUCCUCACCUUCGCUUUCGCAACCCCGCUCUACUGCUUCGUGCAGUUGCUCUCCUCCAUCAGCGUCCGCAAGCCCACGCCCGAUAAUAUCCGUAUCCCGCGCGCAGUCCUCAACGCGAUCCCUUUUGUCUUCAUCAUCGGCUACAUAGUCCCCUCGACGCUGAUGAUCCUCCCCGAAUCAGAGCAUGUUACUGCCGACCUUAAGCAGAUCUUCAUUGCUAUUUGGCAGCCCUGGCCCGCAUACGUCGCGAUUCUCUUAACUAUCGCGAAUGUCCUCUUUAGCCCAUUCGUCAGCAACGAUUAUUCUAUCGAAGGUGGCCGCGCCACUCUGCGCGCGCUCCGUCGCGUCUACGCGUUCGCGUUCGCGAACGCGGCCAUCUCCCAUCUUGUCUCAUGGAUUGUAUCCCUCGCCACGGUCGCGGCCCCUGCCCUAUUCGAGGAACGGUUCCGCACCACGCUCCAUCCGCUCAAUGUAUAUGAUAUCCCUCUGCCGUGGGCUUCCCCAGCCCUGCAGGUCCAAAGUGUCGGGCAGGGUGUUCACGCGUUCCUGCGAUGGGACUAUCUGAUAGGGUCAGCUGGAGUUUUGGUCUGGGCCAUUAGUCUAUAUAAGUCGGCUCAUCUGAGUGUGUAUGGAAAGGUGGGGUGGUUUGGACUGGUCGUGAAGACGGCGUUAUUGACCGUGUUUGCGGGCCCAGUGGGUACAGCGGUGGAGUUGAUUUGGGAGAGGGACGAGCUAGUGUUCAACGAGCUGGGUGGGUUGAAGAGGGAGGCGUCGAAGCAGAAGAAGACAUCGUAA
Molecule: messenger RNA, 1161 nt
Organism: Aspergillus tanneri
Lineage: Eukaryota; Fungi; Ascomycota; Eurotiomycetes; Eurotiales; Aspergillaceae
Exons: 2
Coding region: 1-1161 (386 amino acids)
Source: RefSeq, a predicted model, not a curated record